Messenger RNA from Medioppia subpectinata, 402 nucleotides. The record is from the annotation of a GenBank genome assembly. NCBI's taxonomy places the organism in Eukaryota, Metazoa, Arthropoda, Arachnida, Sarcoptiformes, Oppiidae.
AUGUUUGAUCUCUCAUCCGACACAUCAUCUCAUCUGAACUUUUAUUUCAAUUUCUCUCAACUCAUCCCUUCAGACGAACACAUAAUUGAAGCCGAGUUUCAUAUCUAUAAACUUAAAUCCCAUACAAAGCUUAUUGAAAGACGUGAUGAUCCCAAACACAAUCUUCUAGAGAAUGGGUUGAUAUCAAGCAUUGAUGCGAAUAACGCCUAUAAUUGCCAACAGAAAUACAAAGUAAAAGUAUACCAAAUAUUAUCAAAAGACAACUCAAAUAAGAGAUUACUUGACGUGAGAAGAAUGAGCACUCAUUCUAUCGGUUGGGAUGUGUUUUACGUAAAACAAGCGGUUUUAGAUUGGAUUAACGAUCCGAACACUAAUUAUGAGCGUAAAUACACUAUUAAAUAA